CAGAGUGGAGCAAAGGUCUCUAGCGGAAACGGAAAUCAGCAGUUAAUUAGAGAAAACGAAAAUGAACAAAGAGUUUAUCACGCAGGGCGGCACGCCUAUAACCGCUGAAUUGGCCACGGAUCUGCGCAAUUUGGUUUUCGGUACGGCAGCAAUUCCCAUGCGAGCCGAAUGGCUACAGACAUCCUUUGUGUUUGGUGCUCCCAAGGAGGAGCUGGCCUACGGUCUUCGUUCGCCCCGGAAUGCCACACGUGGUCUCUUGUCCGUCGUCCAGGGAUUCGUCCUGAAGUAUCUGCUCUUCGCCCGGAAGACCAGUCGCGUGGCUUCGCUUACCGACCCGCUCCUGGCCACCGCCGAUAUGCAGAGGGAGGCCUUGUUCUGCGCCCUCUUGGAGAUACUGCGCACCAUUUCGGACAAGGGCAAGGUCACCAUGGUGCUGCCGUCGGAGGACGAGGUGUUCGUGGACCACAGCGCCUGCUAUUUUCAUGAUUCCGUCACCGAGAAGCUCUAUGUUUUCACGCUGUCACCCAACGAUGAGUUGGAAUACUUUUUGAAGCGAAAUUUUAAAUACGUAAGACCCACAAAGUUAACUACUUACUUGCCCAGCCAUUUGAUCAAACAGUUUGCACUUAACAUGCCUAAAAGUUUACAGAAGAGGAGACCCCAGGCACCCUGCUGUUUCUAUAUAGCGCCGUCCUCACGCGAUCCAUGGGAAAGUAAGAUUGAGCCCAAGUGUCUGUGCAUGCAAAUGCCAUUCUCUGUUCCAGAUAACCAUUUAUAUUCCAUUUAAUUGUACCCCUCGGCGGUGAAUACUUUCGAAUGUUUUUGCAGAGUUCGAACGGAUCUGGACUCCGCCAAAUCCACGCCCCUGACGUCGAGCAAUCACGAGGAGGGAUCCCUGAUGAUUGUCACCCUGCUGUUGACGGGACGUGCCACGCCCUAUAUUCAUAAUGGUGUUGUAAAUGUGGGCGAUGAGAGUAGCUAUGCGGUUCCUCAAUACGGCGUCCUUAAACGAUGCAUGAUUGGUCUUCUGCUCUGGGACAUCGAGUCAGCUAGCGCUGCAGUUAAUCAGUCCCGUCAGCCGGGCUCGCGACUCAAGACGCCCAACUAUCCCAUUUGGAUAACCAGCUGCACGGGUCACUUUGGCGUGAUCUUUAACAAGAAUCCGGAUCUGUUGCGCAAUUACCAUGCGGAGUCGCGUUUCGAUGUUAACUACUACAGCUGCUCCGGUCAUCAGAUACUGAUGACCAUCGACAAUCGCACGUACAACGAGCAGGCAUUGGUCAUGUUGGAGCGGCAACCAAUCACGCCGGAGAGUACCUCGAUGUCCGGAAAGGAGGAUGGCGGGGGCGCAACGUCGCCAACGACCGUUUCCGGUGGAGGAGGUGCUGCUGCCGGCGGCGGUGUGGGUGGCGCUAGCGGCGGUGUUGGUGGUGCUGCUAGUGGCGCUAGCGGUGGUAACGAUGUGGUCGCCAAGGAGGAGUCGACGCUCAACACGCCGUUGCAGCGUCUGAUUCGUACCAAGUGGGAAGAGGCAACUAUAAGCUUUCACGUGCAGCCAUCGAUGUUGAGUUAUCUUUUUAGUACCACACAGUAGAAUGCAGAAUCCAGUUUGCUUUAGGAACUCCUUUGCUAAAGUCAGAACGAUUCACAUUUAAGCGCAAGAGAUAUCAUCAAAGUGAUUAGAAAUGGAUGUCUCUUAUUUACAAAAUUAGAUCAAUAACAUUUAUUUUUUUAAAAGUAAAAAUUUAUUUGCCUAUAGGAUACGUUUCCAAUUGAAUUUGAAAGUGAAUAAUUAGGAUCAGAUUAAAUCAAUUUUAACAGCUCAGAUACUUAAACCAAAGAACUAGUACUACAUUUAUUUUAUAUAUAUUUUUGUUUAAUUUAAUCCUUUUAUUAAUUAUUAAGCAUGUGAGCUUGUCAUGUUGUCUCUUGGUCUAUGAUAUAAAUCGACUUUCUUGGCGAAUGACCAAUGCAAAAAAGAAUUUCAACUGCUUGAUUCUCAAACCAAACAAGUAAGUUCCAAAAACCAGUAAGAACAUCAAAUAAUAUAACCAGAAAACGGAGUUUAAAUAUUUUUAAAUAUCUCUAUUAAAUCUUUUUGCAUAUUACCAAUAUAAUAAGAGAAAUCGGAUACAAUAUAUCUUUAAUUCGUAGUGUUAGGGUUUUGAAAAGACCCAGAAAACGUAUAGAUUUAAGCACUUAACAAGAUUAGUGCCACAUAUUGUAAGCUUGUUAGACGAUGCACCAGAUUAUAAUUUAACUAGCACAAAGAUUAGUUGAAUUCUACUGUUGCUAUCUUUCCGAUGGAAAAAUUCGAAUUGGUAUUUGAAAAAGAUACGAACGGUUGAAAUUCCGAAUCUCGAACCAAAAACGGCGAUGGUAAAUACACGUAAAAUAUUCAAAGUAUCUAAUCUAAUGCCGAACGAGCAAAGGCAGAUUUAUGAAAUGUGGCCAUAGCCAUCAGAAAUCUGCCUGGAUGAGGCCUCCCUUUACGAGAAGAGCGACUGCAGGACUCUAAACCAGUUGAUUGAUGCUGCCGCCUGAAGCCACUAGAAGAUAUAAUAUUAUCCAAAUCUAUGUAGAUCACCAACAUGCUUCGAUUUUCGAUACUAACCAGAUUAUGUUACAAAUAAACGAACUUGUAAACCCCU
Drosophila melanogaster (fruit fly) is the source of this 2651-nucleotide messenger RNA. RefSeq lists its product as uncharacterized. Gene Ontology annotation, biological process: protein K48-linked deubiquitination. Gene Ontology annotation, molecular function: cysteine-type deubiquitinase activity; K48-linked deubiquitinase activity. The transcript is spliced from 6 exons. The coding region runs from base 62 to 787 and encodes 241 amino acids. NCBI's taxonomy places the organism in Eukaryota, Metazoa, Arthropoda, Insecta, Diptera, Drosophilidae. The record is from RefSeq and is marked reviewed.